Messenger RNA from Penicillium bovifimosum, 1134 nucleotides. Its product is annotated as terpenoid synthase. The transcript has a single exon. Gene Ontology annotation, molecular function: carbon-oxygen lyase activity, acting on phosphates. The coding region runs from base 1 to 1134 and encodes 377 amino acids. The record is from RefSeq and is a predicted model, not a curated record. Lineage: Eukaryota; Fungi; Ascomycota; Eurotiomycetes; Eurotiales; Aspergillaceae.
AUGGCAACUGGUCAAAGCAGAGACUGGGCUUCCGUUGGUACUCUUGAAAUGACCUCUCUACCUUCGAUGGCGUUUGUCUUGUCAAUAGCUGUUCUCGCAGCCUUCUGGAAGUUGACUCGCCAGUGUUCACCUAAACGUCCUGCCGCGGAAAAGAUCCAUCCUAGCAGUACGGUAUCCAAGAGAGAUUAUGAGGACAUUGUGAAUGAGUUCCUCCAGGGGAUCUCAUACCAACCGCCACAAUGUGUGUUCGAUGUGGCAUUAAGCUCUCGUGUUGAGAACCACCUUUUAUCCCAUGGCAUUUCACCGGAAUUUAUAAAACAAAUCGGACGAUGCAUCAAAACUGCAACCGAGAUAACCACCUUCACAUAUCCAUUUGUCUCGCACGAGGUCCAAGAAGCGAUCGCUUUAUAUGCUACAUAUGUCAUCAGCAUUGACGAUCUCACGACUGAUAUCCUACCGGAUUUGCAAGGCUACGUCGCUCAAUUGGUUGCUGGACGGCCCCAUCAUCAUGAGCUUCUCCGUGGCUUUACACAUUUUCUGGGUAGCCAACAGCGUCUUUUUGGACAGUUCGGAGGCGACAUGAUAGUCAAGGGGACAUUGGAAUUCAUCUCCUCGGCCGUAAUUGAGCAAGGCCAAGAUAGAUGCUUGAACUUGACCCAAGAUGCAGCCGACUAUCUGGUCUAUUUCAGGGCAAAAACAGGUGUUGCUGAGCCAUUCGCGUUCUUUUUCUUUCCAGAGGACAGCAAUCCGGAGGAAGACGAUCUGAGAAAAUACAUCGCGGCUAUCCCAAGUAUCAUGCUGAUUCUGGGCUAUGUCAACGAUCUCUUAUCGUUCUACAAGGAGGAGUCCAAGGUUGACGACUACCCGGGGUUCGUGCAGAACCACGCUCAGGUCUAUGGUCUUACCUCUCUGCAGUCACUGCGUCAACUCAUGGUUGAAACGCUAGCCGAAGUCCGGAAGAUCCGCAAUAUAUUCUUCCAUGAUGCGGCCAUGACUGAUCGCAUUGAUAAGUUUAUUUACGGGUAUGUAUUUUAUCAUCUGUGCUCGAGACGGUAUAGACUGGAUGAGUUAGAUAUUCCCGCUGCUCUUGAGUCGAGAAUUCGUUAUCACCAGAUGGUGAAGGUGCCACAGUAG